Emiliania huxleyi CCMP1516 is the source of this 1083-nucleotide messenger RNA. RefSeq lists its product as hypothetical. The transcript is spliced from 6 exons. The record is from RefSeq and is a predicted model, not a curated record. Bases 1 to 1083 code for a protein of 360 amino acids. Lineage: Eukaryota; Haptophyta; Isochrysidales; Noelaerhabdaceae.
AUGAUCCUGCUGCUGUGCCUGAUAGUCGUCGCCGCCGCGCUGUCCAUCAUCGCGCUCGCGCUCUACGAGGGCACAGCUUCGCCACCAGGGACACCAGUGGCAGCGAUGGCAGCCGAGCGUGUGGCUGCCGAGCCGGUGCAGUGGCAGGUGGCGCCCGAGACGGCUGGAGAUGCUGGGGAGGAUUCCGACAGCCGUGAGGCGGACGACGGCGAGGCCGGUGGAUACGUGAUGGCCUCGUUCAAGCAAGGCAAGGCGAUGGGUGACGGCCUCCGGCUGCUGCACUCGCAGGACGCACUGCGGUGGGAGGCGUUGCCUCCGAGCGGCAAGCCGGUGCUGGCGUGGACCGAGGUGGAGGGCGCCAGCGUGUUUCGAGACCCGUCGAUGGUCUGGGACCGCGGCCUCUUCCACCUCGUCUUCACGGCCGAGCUGGGAGCGGCCCCCUGCGGCGCCCCGUCGGGCCACGAGGGGGAUGAGACGGCGUGGUCGCCGCCCCUGCCGCUCGAGCUGCCGCCCGAGGACGCUGGUCGUUCGGUCAUCGACCUGUUCCUGCUGCUCGGCGCGGCGGGCGCGCCGCACGCGCUCUUCUACAAGCUGGAGGACAACCGGUGCGAGAGGCGUGACUACGAGCUCGGCGCGCUGCUCCGCGGCCAGAACUGCACCCUUGCGAUCCGGCACGCCACCGCGCGCCGCGUGACGGGCCCGUGGGCCGCGGCCACCGCCUCGGGGCCUUUCUUUCUCGACGCGAUCUCGCGGCCUUGUUGCGAGGGGCCUGCGGCGGGCUUCGGCGCGCUCGAGGGGGACGGCGCCUCGCGCUGGCGCGACAUCAGCGGCAGCGUCGAGGCCCCCGCCGGCUACAAGCACGGCACCGCCCUGCUCUUGCCGCACGCGGCGCUCCGGGCGGUGUGCGAGCCUCAGCCCACCGCCGCGGCGGCCGUCGGCGCGAGCCGGCGCGAGACCGGCCGCUUCCGCGACACGGAGCUCUGCAAACGGUGGCGCAGCCGCCGCAACCUCGAGGGCGAGCGCUGCGAGGGAAAGGCGUGCGAAGACUGGGCGGGGUCGCGGCGGGCAAGGGAUCUGGUGUAG